GCCUGUUCUUCGUGUUCGUCGUUGUUCAAGGUUAGUGUUCAUCACGAUCUUCCUCACUUUUCAUAUUUUGCUUCCUAGGCUAGUGAUCUAGUGUUAGGUGUUUGAACACCCUUAGAUCUUAAGUUAGUCUCCUUAGGCCCGUAGUAGUAGUUAUGAAGAGCUUGAACGAAGACUACUACCCCUACGACGAUCAGCCCUCCACGAGGUCGCUUGACUACGUGGUGCUCGAGGAGUUCGAAGAGGAGAUAGAGCGUUUAAGUCCCUACAAAUCCGGAGAGCCGGUGGACGAGGAAGGCGAGGACGAGGAGUCCGCCUCCUCUUCAAAGGGUGAGGACGUAGGUGCGUCCCGAGUGGUGGACGGGGCGUCCACUUCUGCUGUCAUUCCGUGCCCGAGGCCGGUGUCUGCCGUGAAGGGAGCAGCUAAGCCGAAGAGGGUGAGGAGGCCGAAGAAUGGGCCGGGCCUCUCCUAUCUGGACCUCACCAACAUAUUCCUGAUCAAGCCGGAGAGCAGUGCGGCCGACUAUCUUGUCGCUCAGAUGUACGUGGGGCCGUUCUGGCGGGUUAGGGCACCCAGGCCGACGGACCAUGUUCUACUUCCGCCACCGGGAUACUUUGGAGUAUACCCGAUGAGUUUUGCUAAGGGGUUGAGGUUUCCCCUUCACCCUUUCAUCAUUGAGUAUCUGGACAUGGUGGGGCUUCCUCCGGCCUUGCUGACGCCGAAAAGUUAUUCCUUGAUGGUGGGCUUUUUACUUCGGUGUGAGGAGCUGGGCUACAGGCCGACAACGGCCUUAUUCAUGAAUUUGUACGAGAUCGGCCGAGGAAGCCACAAGAACUGUGCGGCCUAUGCUACUCUUCAACAGCUGCCGAAGAAGAGGAGCUUCACGGAUUUGCCUACGUCCAUUCAUGGGUGGAAGAGCAAGUUCAUGUUUGUGUCCAUUGGUGAAAGUGGCACCGAGUUCCCUUCUCUCGGCCAUACCGGGAGGUUCAAUCUCCAUGACCCGCCGAAGAGCUCUAUCUUGGAUGCUCAGGUGGAGGCUUUCCUGGAAGGGGGGCCGAGGAGCGUGAAGGAUUACGUUACCGAAUACAAGAUGACCGCCCUCGGCUUCUUCAGAUACCACCUAUAUGGAGAUAAGGAGGAUGACCUCCAACUCUGGCCGAGGAUGACCACCACAUUUGAAGAGGCCGACGGCCCGGAUUUGGGCAUCCCUGCUGAGGCCGAUGAUUUUGCCAUGGACCGACGUUCCAUAAUGGCUAUUGCCAAGGCCAAAGCGGCCGAGGAGCUGGCUGCUAAGGCGGCCGAGGCGGCCAGACGUGCCGCGGCCGGUGGGAGCGGGGCUACUGCUGAUGCGGCCCCAAAGCCUGCUCCAUCGAAGAAGAAAAGGCCGGCCACUGACGGCCAGAAAAAG
This is a messenger RNA of Cuscuta europaea, 1406 nucleotides long. The record is from the annotation of a GenBank genome assembly. Lineage: Eukaryota; Viridiplantae; Streptophyta; Magnoliopsida; Solanales; Convolvulaceae.